Messenger RNA from Actinia tenebrosa (Australian red waratah sea anemone), 1638 nucleotides. Its product is annotated as protein FAM227B. The record is from RefSeq and is a predicted model, not a curated record. Lineage: Eukaryota; Metazoa; Cnidaria; Anthozoa; Actiniaria; Actiniidae.
AUAAAAUGGCGGACAAGUUUGAACUGGAAACGAUGCAAAAAUAUUUGCCUAAAUAAUAAAAUAACAGCAAUGGAAGGAAGCUUUGGCGUCGAUUCAAGAAUGCAAGCGAUUCUUGCGAGUAUUGAGCAACAGGAGAGCGAAGACGAAGGUCAGAGAAGGCUAAGAGAAAACUCUCCACCGCGGAGUCUUGAAGAUUUCCUUGCGACGACUACCAACUGUAACUGGCCGAGCACUAUAGACGAUGAAGACAACCUUGGCGUCUCUGUAGAUACUAUUGGACUGGGAACUUUGGAAGAAAUAAAAGACGACUUGUGUAGCUUUGCUCCUUUUGAUGUAAGUUUGCUGGAUGAUUUACAACGACAGAUUCAAGAGUUGGAGAAUAGGAUCAAUAGGUGUGGUAUCAUGCAUCCUGAAACACGGCCAAGCAGUCAACAAUCCACUGGAAGUCCUUCAAAAACCCAUGUACUCAGCCCUACUAGUGUGAGAGCAAUAAGUGCGGGACACCCAGAUGAAGUCAUCAACAAGAAAGAAAAAGUCACUCAUCGGUUUGGGUUUUCAGAAGAACAAUCAAGUAUUGUGAAGAGUAUUCAGUACACAAACUACCCAGGGUUCUUUCCUAAUGAGAUGACAACACUUCCAGGCCAGCUUGAAGCACCACAAUUGCUGAACAAAGUUAUAAAAGCACAAAAUUUCCCACCAGCAUUUCGUAAGGUGUUGAAGAAGCUGUUUCUUUCAGAGGCAUCAGUUGCGAUCCUACAGGACACAUUCUGGUGGUUCUUUUUAAACUGUUUUCAGUCUGACAAGAGGUCUGCACAGGAUGGUUUGUUUAACAGGAUUGCUGACAGUUUUGUCUGUUUAUUCUUUGGCGUCCCUCCUCCGUAUAAAGACCGCUUCUUCAUGCAUUAUCCGGACUGUCUGGCCCAAGCUGUAUAUGGCGCAUUCUGUGAGGCAUUUCCGAGAUCUUACAGCCUGUUUGACGAAAACUUUAAGAACUAUCUCCUCAAUGUCAUCAGUGAAUGGGUUACAGGUACGAAGCCGCCACCUCAAUCCUGGAAGAAAUGGAACUUCAAGAUACUCGAACCAGCAAACAUCCGUGAACUGCAGGACGACAGGACAAAGUCACUGAAAGCUAACAUGACAUUCGAUGUAGACACGGCUCUAGAGGAAGUACUCCCAACUGAUGACAGACAGGCAAAACGAAGAGGAACCGCAACAGGGCCUUUGUCGGCCACAAAACCUCCUGCUCCCAAAGAAAUGGAGUCUCAUGAAAUUGGACCAGGUCCUGAAUUCGAGAGAGUCAAUUUUAACAUAUUUGGUCAAAGUCCACUGGUGUGUCACUAUCUCAAGAUGAAGGAACUCUCUAGUGGUGAAGGACCAGCGAUAGGCAUCAGCAGAACUGAGAUCUCCAAACAACAAACUCCUACUCCUACGUAUAAACAAGUCAUGGAUGAAACGAAAAAAGCAGUUAAGAUACGAAAUGUCAACUAUCAAAAAGUCCUUGAUUUGUCUACACAAGAAAGCAUCAAGAUUCAACGGCAAAAGCAAAAAGCCAUUCAGAAACUUGACAAACUAAAAAAAGACUUGGUGUUAAAGAACCAAGAUUUCAAGAUUAUCAGUGAUAAACUGAUGGAGUUAAUG